UUGAAAUGCGCGGAGAUUUCCUCAACUUCCGUAAUUUCAGUCACAAUUUCUUCGGUUGAAUUGAUAUUGGUCUGGAAUAAUUAGAUUUUUCGGGGGGUUUAGCCCGGAGGAGUCGAGAAUUUUAAUAUUUUACCUGGAAUUCAGACAUUUUUGGGGCUCCGCAUGGCUUCUCCGUCGUUACCACAAUAUUUUUGUUUAGGACUGCCAGAGUUUGUUUUUCCACUCGAUAUGGGGCUGUGGAAGUAAUCAAUAAAUGUCCUGUGCCUGGAGUAAUUAAUUAUACAUGCCUUUCCCGCUAUGUAUACCAAAUUUUGUGGCGGAUAAGCACGAAUGAGGGAGAAAGGAUUUUGAGGGAUUAUUGAAUCGGUGGUUUUUUCGGUUUUGGGCGAUUUCGGAAUGUCAAAGUUUGGGCGGUGGUGUAACCUCAGAGAGCUGUCAAGUAAUUGGGAUUUUUCGAGGAUUUUUCGACGCUUGGGGAUUCAUUGAAACAGCUGACAAGAUUGAGGGAUGGAUUGAAUAUCUGAAAAUGGACGGGAAUAUUGGGGAGAAUAUUUUAAUCGCUGGAAAUCUCGUACCUAAGACGCCUCCAUUGGCUUAUUAUAUUCCUAAUUUCAUAACUGAUGAGGAAGAAGCUGAAAUUGUGAAGUAUGUUAACAAUGCGCCCCAGCCGAAAUGGACCCAGUUGAGUCACAGAAGACUGCAGAAUUGGGGAGGUAUUCCUCACCCUAAAGGAAUGAUCGCUGAACAAAUACCAAGUUGGUUGCAAAAGUACAUCGAUAAAGUCACUUCUCUGGAUGUUUUUGAUAGAAAAACAUUGCCAAAUCAUGUUUUGAUCAACGAGUAUUCGCCAGGGCAGGGGAUAAUGGGACAUUCCGAUGGCCCUCUCUUCCAUCCCAUCGUCACGACCAUCAGCUGUGGAUCCCAUACUUUUCUUGAAUUCACCAAACGUCUAGAUACGAACGAAGAAGCCAGGACAAUGACCACUGAAUUCGCAUUUUUGCUGGAGCGAAAGAGCCUCCUGAUCCUUCAGGAAGAACUGUACCACAAUUACCUACACUCAAUAUCGGAACGCAAAGUUGAUGUUGUAUCAGUCGACAAUAUCCGCAAUUUGGAGUUGUGCGCAUCGAAGUACAUAGAUGGUGAAAUAUUAGAGAGAACAACGAGAUUGUCAUUGACCAUUCGUCAUGUGCCAAAGACCAGCAAACUCAAGCUCAAAUUUUGAUGAGUUAAUUAUCUAAUGUUCUAGAUUUUAUACUUUAAAAAUACACGACAACUCACCUCUGUUA
Diachasma alloeum is the source of this 1286-nucleotide messenger RNA. Its product is annotated as alpha-ketoglutarate-dependent dioxygenase alkB homolog 6. The record is from RefSeq and is a predicted model, not a curated record. Lineage: Eukaryota; Metazoa; Arthropoda; Insecta; Hymenoptera; Braconidae. The transcript is spliced from 5 exons. Bases 527 to 1222 code for a protein of 231 amino acids.